AUGGUGGAAGGGAAGAAAUGUUUUCCUUUCACCUUUUCGAAGGAGGAGUGGCAGGAAUGGCGAGAGGUCCGGGGAGUCUCUUGGUGGAGGUGGAGACGACCCAUGAAAGUAACAGUGCCUUCUCCACCUUCUGUUCGAGGCUCAGUCUCACUCUCUUUGCUCUGGAGAACGGGUGCUUGCGAUUCACCGCAGUGUCCUUCGGUGUCGUUGUCCAGUGCGCAAUGUGCUCGACCUGACAACGCUCCACCGAGAACAAACGACAAAGGGUUGGAUCGUCGAUCAACCAAAAUGGAUUGGGAGAACCGAACGGUGUCACUGCUUCUUUGCCUAAUCAUUCUGCUCGCGACCAUUCACAACGGUAACGCGGAACGGAAGAUAGUAUGUUACUACACGAACUGGUCGAUCUAUCGGCCAGGAACAGCGAAAUUCUCACCGCAGAACAUCAAUCCUUAUUUAUGUACGCACUUGAUCUACGCUUUCGGUGGCUUCACCAAAGACAAUGCUCUGAAGCCCUUCGACAAGUACCAGGACAUCGAGAAAGGCGGCUACGCCAAGUUUACUGGCUUAAAGACGUAUAACAAGAACUUGAAGACUCUGCUCGCUGUUGGUGGCUGGAACGAGGGUUCCAGCAGGUUUUCACCGAUGGUCGCAGACUCCGAGAGAAGACGAGAAUUCGUCAAGAAUGCCAUAAAAUUUCUUCGAAAGAACCAUUUCGACGGUCUUGAUCUCGACUGGGAGUAUCCGGCAUUUCGGGACGGUGGAAAACCGCGGGACAAAGAUAAUUACGCCAGUUUAGUGCAGGAACUCAGAGAGGAGUUUGAAAGGGAGUCCUCCAAGACCGGAAAACCAAGGCUUUUACUAUCGCUCGCGAUGCCAGCCGGUAUCGAGUACAUCGACAAAGGCUACGAUGUUCCCAGAUUAAACGACUACUUGGAUUUCAUCAAUCUCCUAUCCUACGAUUAUCAUUCCUCUUAUGAGCCCGCAGUUAAUCAUCAUUCUCCGCUAUAUCCUUUGGAGGAAGACAACGAAUACAAUUACGACGCCGAAUUAACAAUCGAUUACACCGUUAACUAUCUUCUAACGAAAGGUGCCUCCUCAAAGAAAAUCAUUUUAGGCAUUCCAACCUAUGGACGAUCCUAUACGCUUUUUAAUCAGGAUGCUACUGAACUAGGAUCACCGGCAGAUGGCCCAGGAGUUGAGGGGGACGCUACGAGGGAAAAAGGAUAUCUUGCUUAUUACGAGAUUUGCGAGGGUCUCUCACAAUCAGACGAUUGGGAAGUGAUUCAGCCAAAUGAAAAAGCUAUGGGUCCCUAUGCCUUUAAAGGAGACCAAUGGGUUGGUUACGACGACGAAGACAUAGUCAAAUUAAAAGCCAAGUACGCUAAUGAGAAAAACUUGGGCGGAAUUAUGUUCUGGACGAUCGAUAAUGAUGAUUUCCGAGGAAAAUGUCACGAUCGUCCGUAUCCUCUGAUUGAAGCGGCCAAGGAGGCUCUUUUAACAGGCAAUGCGAAUACUAUUCAAAAGUCGAAGACAGUGGAUAGUCGUAAGAAAUCCAGAGCUCAAGGUGUUCAUCAAAGCAAUACCAUAGCAAGAAAACCUGGUUCAAGUGCCAGACGAAGCACUACCACUGCAGCUCCAGUCUCAAAAAGGAGGGUUUCCACCUCGAGGCCAAAAUACAGAACAUUUUCACGACCUAAACACAAUGAUGAAGAAGAGGAGGAGGAGGAGGAGGAAAAAGAGGAGGAGGAAGAGCAACAAGUCGAUAGAAGGUCUUACGAUCCAUCCUCCGAUGAGGAGGAAAAUUCUGAAGGAGGUAAUGCGGUGAGAACCGCAGACAAAAAUGAAAGAUCGACUAACACUAAGAAAAAUAGAUCGAAGAAUAGAUUAAAUUCAAACCGGAAUCGCAGAAAGCAAGUGCGGCGCAAGGAAGAGAACAAAAACGAAGAAGGAACAUUGAGUAAUCAAUUGACUACUCCAGAACCUCCAACAACACCUGAUCCUGGAACAGAUUUCAAGUGUGAAGACGAAGGAUUCUUCCCUCAUCCUCGGGAUUGUAAAAAAUAUUUCUGGUGCUUGGAGAGUGGACCAGGAGGUCUCGGUGUAGUGGCCCAUCAAUUUACGUGUCCCUCUGGAUUGGUGUUCAAUAAAGCAGCCGAUUCAUGUGACUAUCCACGUAACGUUGUCUGUCCAAAAUCGAAGACGUCUCAAUCGACCGCCUCGACGACUAAGGCGCCCAUAACAGCUGCUACAAGUCGUACAACUUACCUUUAUAGCUCCACGCGCAAACCGUCUACCGAAAAACCGGAUUCAGACGAAGACUACGAAUACUACGACGAUGACGACGAUGAGGUCUCGGAGGAAGAGGAAAAGAAGCAAGAGCAGCAUAGAGUGACUACCACUCCAAAGGCGCUUCUUUAUAAGACUAUCUCCAGGAAGAGGCCUAGUACUACUAUUACUACUACUAGUACCACCACCACUACGACUACCACAGAAACUCCAUCGAGUACGACUUCAAAGCCUGGGAAAACUGAGCCGGAGAAAGUACUCGAUUUGGAAGACGAGGAGGACCCCAAGGUCAUUAAGGAGCUGAUAAAACUCAUUAAAAAAGCAGGUGGCAUAGAGCAACUGGAGAAACAAUUGCUACUUCAAGAUAAAAGUUCUGAUAGCGCGGUGAAUUCUGGCAAUGAAAACGCUACUCCAGCUACGAUAAGUCGUACUCUAUACGAACGUGUAUUAAAUCGUCAGGCUAGUAAAACUGCAAAUAGACGACGGAUAUCUACGAACACAAAUUACGCGAAUGGACCAGGAAAGGCACAGUUUGAGGGACUGGAUGAGGUUCCUGAGGUGAAGAGUCUACGACGCUCGCAAAAGCCUCAGUAUGUUACUAUCGAGAGGCCCAAGCCAUCCACAGAGGAACCACCAGCGGAAGAGGAAGGGGAUGACGAUGAAGAAGAUUUGGACGAAGACAACGCGGACGUAGCAGCUUCUUCCGAGGAGCAGACGGUCAGCAAUCCUUUCUUAGUUAGCUCCACGCAGAGGGCGACGCCUAAUUAUAUUAACAUUAAACGUAGUCGACCAACAACACCGAGAAACGAAAACGACGUAGAGGAGAGGAACAAAGACGCAGAGGAAGAGGCGCCUGUUCGAUCUAGACGUCCAUCUUCCAACGAGACGAGUUCCACUGAAAAUACCAAGGAUCAGGAAUCUCGUUCAUCAACGAGCGAAGAAAGUUCUCAAACGACUAAAUCUAGAUACGUUAGCAUUCAAAGAUUCAGAAGCACGACUCCUCAAUCAGCAGCAUCAGCAGUAGAAAUCGUAUCAGCAGUAGCAUCUCCAAACCUAGAAUCAGUUACAGAAGCUAUCGUUUCAACCGAAGCACCGAAGACGGUCAGCCAAAAAGCGGAUCCAACAAUCGUUUUAUCUUCGAUCGCUAUAUCUUCAACACCAAACGAUAUCCUCGUCGAGACCGAAACGGAAAAGCCAAUAUCAAACGUGACUCCAGAGAGCAGUAUCUCUACCACGGAACCAGUGAAACUCGUCGAGGACUCAGCGACGGAGAUCCUCCUAACGACUGCACCAGCAACGAGCUCGUCCACUUUAUCGAUUCCAAACGUGAGGAUAAGCACCGCGUCGGUCUCUCAGCCGAGACCUUUCAGUUUUAACCGAAGAAAUAGGCCCUCGACCGAGCCUACGACCACUCCGUUGUCGGCGUCCAACGAUCCGACGAGGUCCAAGGUCGCCAGCUCGGAAGUAAAUAGACUACCAACCCUCAAGGAACUAAUUGGUUAUCAAACCAACGAUUACACCAGCAGUCCGUCGCCAGUAUUCUUGAGCUUGUUCCCUUUUAAUAAAGCGAACGAUGAGGAAAUUUUCACGAGUGAAAAAGACACGAACCACGUUCUCGAGGGAGGUGCAGCAGCAGCUUCAACUAGCAUAUUAUUAAAUGAUACGAAACUAAAGCCCUGGAUACUGAAUAAGGAAAAGAGUUACACGUUAGAAAAUCAGUUAGACUUAACCGUAGACAGAACAGCGUAUUACGUUGAGGACAAUAUCGCUGAUGAUGAAGAUGCUUCGUUAGUUAACAAAAAGAGGUUCGAUCGUCAAGAUUCCACAACAACGACUACCCUAAGGCCUACCACUAUGCGUGGCACUCCUUUGGUCAAUUUACUUCACAGUCAAGUUCCACGUGGUUUUUAUGUAACUAGAAGUGAAACGGAAGUUCCGAUUAUAUUAGAAAUAAUGGAGAACGACACGGUAACCACUGAACAGACAACCUUGCCGAUGGAAGAUAGCGAAAACUUCACUCCUACGAUAGCUGACGAAACGAAACAACCUGAUAUAGGUAGAAAAACAGUUACUGAUCUUGAAAAAGAAGCCACUGAAGAAAAUCUCAUGCCUUCGAGUGAAAUUACUACUGCAACUGUUACAUUUACUUCUCCAUCCCCUAUUAAAUCCGAGUUUUCGACGAUUCCGGAAUCUGUUAAGUCUACAACUACAGAAAUCUUAGCUAACGAUGAUACCACCCUAUCUGUUACAAGUACUGAUUCAACCUCGAGUUCCAUAACUGAACAAAUCCAGUCCAAUCUCACUUUUGAUACAUCGUAUAAUUCUUUACUAACUCAGACUAAAAUACGUUCAUUCGAAUCUGUGACAGAAGCAGGAUUACAAACACACAACGAGAAAAACAUUACAGAUUUCGAAGAGAAUUAUUCGACGAACAAAAGUUCCACGAAAAACGACGAAGAAUCCAAGUGUAUUACGAUAUUUUUAACCACAACGCUUCCCCCUUCCACCACCAUUGUUAAAAGGACGGAGAAGAAACCUAAUCUUCGCCGACAGAAUAUCGAACCUUAUGUUGGUUACGAGUUUGGUAGUAGAUCUCAAGGACACGGGCACAAUCGUCAUUUCACAAAACCAUUAAAUAAUCAGGAGCAAGAAACUUCGAAAACACAAGUGGAGAGCAUGCAAUAUCCUCGUCGUCGCGUAAUCACUUACAGAGGACGUCGACGACAAGGUAGACCAGCUAUUACUACUACUACUACUUCUGCUACAGUCACCAACGACUCUGUUUACGAAGCGACGACCACUUACGUGGUAAAUCACAGCGAUCAUGAAAAACCAAUUACGGUGAAGAAAACAGCCAAGGAGAAGUCGGAACGAAACGAAAUAAUAACCGUUUCUACGAAUAAAACGGAAACAAGUUCAAUAGGAAAUCGAAACGAUCGAGAAGGCUCGAACGAAGAAGAGACGAAACAGGCGACAAACGAAUCCGUCUCCAAUGAAGAACACCUUCAGAUCGAGGAGAAUAUCAAUCAAUUCGAACCUGAGGUGAAUUCCUCGAAGAAUACAGUAGCGUCUCGUACACCAGGAAAUUUGCCGUCAUCCAGAUUGAGGAAACCAACUACGAUCACUUUGGCACCAUUGCAAAGCAAAACACCGAACGCACUUGCGAAUCAUCGAAAAAUUCGUCCAACUGACGGAAACGUUACUCUUGUUAACAAAAAAAUCGAUGCUGCGGAUGAAAUAACAGAAACACCGAAAAAUGAAAAAGAUAUCGAUCAAAGUAGUAGGGCACAGGAAAUCGCGGUGACUUUGGCAGAUCCACCACCGUCUCCGCAGUCAUCAGCCACCGGUCGACCGCCGUUAAGGAACGCCCUCAGGCGUAAAAUAAGCACUACGGUUGCACCUAGAACAGACGCGACAACAAAUAGGAGUACCCUCAGGUUCUUGCCGGCUCUCAGAAAUCGACAGAAGCCGAGGACGAAGGAUAAACCUCAACAAAACGUAACGACAAGACCUAGACGACCGCCUAUUAUCGACUACGAUUAUUACGAGGACGAUGAGGAGUCGGUGGUUGGAAAGUCCACCUUCAACGGGAAACUCUUUCUAACGAGUAAAGGAACCUUUCGAUGUCUGGAUCAAGGCAAUUUCCCCCAUCCGUACUCGUGUAAAAAGUUCGUCACUUGCGCGAAAAUGGUAAAUGGUCUGGUAAUCGGGGCCGAAUACACCUGCCCUGACAAACUAUCCUUUGAUCCAGUCGGUGGUAUUUGCAAUUGGUCCGCUGGACUUGGCUGUAAGGAGUAA
This is a messenger RNA of Habropoda laboriosa, 6084 nucleotides long. RefSeq names its product mucin-5AC-like. Gene Ontology annotation, cellular component: extracellular region. Gene Ontology annotation, biological process: carbohydrate metabolic process; chitin catabolic process. The record is from RefSeq and is a predicted model, not a curated record. Gene Ontology annotation, molecular function: chitinase activity; chitin binding. Lineage: Eukaryota; Metazoa; Arthropoda; Insecta; Hymenoptera; Apidae.